GGCAAGACCGGUCGGCCGGGAGGCGCUGGCCACGGGGAGUGGGGGAGAGACCACGGCCCCUGGCGGAGAAGAAACCCAGGAAGACAGGCUUCACCGCAAUCCUGGUGUUGGCCCCGCGAGGCCUCCAGUGCCAGGAGGUCCACCUUGUCAGGCAGCCAGGCUGUGUCAGCCUUCCCUACUCCACCAGAAGGAAGAGCUGAGGCCGGGGAAGGGACAGGAGAGGUGUGCUGUGCUGGAUCCCACUGUUUAGAUUUGGCAACCAGUUUCCAGUUUUUUCCAAAACAUUGGUGCUUACUUAAUGCUGGGCAAGAGGGAAUCUGUACUGACAGAGAAAGGAGAUUUCUCAAAGCUCCCAUCCAAUGGGGGAAGACCAGCAAAACUGGCAUUUACAGUAUAGUGUAGCAUUGUAUGAUGGAGAUGUUCCUGAAAACCAGAGGAGCACAGGAGGAGCAGCUGUUGGGGCUUCAGAAGGCUAGAAGUAUAUCAGGUGGAGAAUCAAGGUACCUCAGGAAGAGAUACCUGUGUGUGCAAACAGAGGCUGGAAAAAGGACGGUUAUAUUUAGAAGAAAGAGUAGUUCUGGUUGCCCCAUGACUGCCUAUGCACCGAAGGGGAGAGGAGAGUAAAAAGAAGUAUGGUUGGAGAGGUAAGCAAGGGCCAAAAGAACCUUGUAAAUCCCGUUUAAAAAGUUUUGGAUUUUGGCCCUGGCCAGGUGGCUCAAUUGGUUGGAGCGCUGUCCCAUACACCGAAAAGGUUGUUGGUUCGAUUCCUGGUCAGGACACGUACCUAGGAUGCAGGCUCCAUUCCUGGUGGGAGUGCAUGUGGGAGGCAGCCCAGCGGUGUUUCUCUCUCCCUUCCUCUAUUAGCAUAUCCUUGGGUAAGGAUAAAAAAUUAUUUUUAAUUCUACAUUUUUUAAAGAUUUUAUUUUUAUUUAUAUUUACAGAGAGAGGAAGGAAAGGAGAGAAACAUCAAUGUGUGGUUGCCUCUUGUGUGUUCCCAAGUGAACACACUUGGGGCCCUGACUGGGAAUCGAACCAGCGACACUUUGGUUCCCAGCCAGCCCUCGAUCCACUGAGCUAUGCCAGCCAGGGCAAUUUUUCUUUUAAGUUUUGAAUUUUGCCCUGGCUGGAUAGCUCAGUUGGUUACAACGUCAUCUGGAUAUGCCAGGGUUGGUGGUUCAAUUCCUGGUCAAGGCACAUACAAGAAUGAACCAAUAAAUGCAUAAGUAAGGGGAACAACAAAUCAAUGUUUCUCUCUCUCUCUCUCCCCCACCCCUCUCUCAAAUCAAUAAGCACUUUUUUUUAAGUUUGGGGUUUUAUUCAUAAGCAGUAGAGAGUAUGGAAGGAUUUCAAGCAGGCAAGGGCCAUCAGAUGUGGGGGGUGGAGGGAAAUAGCUGUUUGAAGUGCAGAAGAUGAAAGGAAAACUAUGAUCAGUUUUUUGUUUUUCUCUAGCCCCUGUACUUCAUUCGGUUUGAGCCUGUGGUGUCAGGACCUUGGGUUAUCUCUUGUGACAGCAAGUGGAACAGUGAUUAUAAAGAGCGGCUGGACUUUGGCGGGGGAGUGAUAACGGGAGGGCUGCGCAUAUAGAGUCCUUUUGGGACUAGAAUAACAGCCAAAUGCCUACCACAUAGUAUGCACUCCAUGAUUGGUGGUGAAUUUUUUUUCUUCACACAAUAUGGGCCUUGUCCAUUGGACUCCAGGGAAGAAGGAGAAGGGGCCAAGCCCUGAAGAGGCAAUACAAAAACUGAAGGAGACUGAGAAGAUACUGAUCAAGAAACAGGAGUUUCUGGAGCAGAAGAUUCAACAGGAGCUGCAAACAGCCAAGAAGCAUGGGACCAAGAACAAGAGAGCUGCCCUACAGGCUUUGAGGAGGAAGAAAAGAUUGGAACAGCAGCUGGCACAAACCGAUGGGACAUUGUCUACCCUGGAGUUUCAGCGUGAGGCCAUUGAGAACGCCACCACCAAUGCAGAAGUGCUUCGCACCAUGGAGCUUGCUGCCUGUAGCAUGAAGAAAGCCUAUCAGGACAUGGAUAUCGACAAGGUGGAUGAAGUGAUGGCCGAUAUCACAGAACAACAGGAGGUGGCCCAGCAGAUCUCUGAUGCCAUUUCUCGGCCUGUAGGCUUUGGAGAUGAUGUGGAUGAGGAUGAGCUGUUGGAGGAGCUAGAGGAGCUGGAGCAGGAGGAAUUGGCCCAGGAGUUGUUACAUGUGGGCGACAAGGAGGAAGAACCCCCAGUCCACCUGCCCAGUGUACCCUCUGCACAUCUGCCUUCAGGGCCAGCUCCCAAAGAGGAUGAAGAUGAAGAAGCACUAAAGCAGUUGACUGACUGGGUAUCCUGAUGAGUCUGGGCAUAUCUUCCUGAUGCUGCCUUCGUUGGUCUCUUUUCCUUAAGUGCCAAGCACUAAGCUAAAGGAACGUAGCCUUUUUGGGAGGCCCUGCUGAGAGUGUGGUAUAGCCCUGCUUGAGAAAGGGUUUGUUACCCUCCCUGGCUCAACGGUAAAGAAGGAUCUCGGUGCAGGAGGAGCCUCCGAGCUCCCUACUAGUAGUUACAGUGCUCUUGUCCUCAAUAAAAUUGGGUAGAUGGAACCCUGGUAUUUAUA
Artibeus jamaicensis (Jamaican fruit-eating bat) is the source of this 2596-nucleotide messenger RNA. It is a transcript of the gene CHMP4A, whose product is annotated as charged multivesicular body protein 4A. The record is from RefSeq and is a predicted model, not a curated record. Gene Ontology annotation, biological process: late endosome to vacuole transport via multivesicular body sorting pathway; vesicle budding from membrane. Gene Ontology annotation, cellular component: ESCRT III complex; cytoplasmic side of plasma membrane; multivesicular body. The transcript has 6 exons. Lineage: Eukaryota; Metazoa; Chordata; Mammalia; Chiroptera; Phyllostomidae. The coding region runs from base 1673 to 2335 and encodes 220 amino acids.